AAAAUGAUCCAAUGAUGUUUUUUAAAGGGGAGGAAGUAGAUGAUGAAAGGGACAGCUCCUUUGAUGUUGUAGGGAAGUAUGAAGUGCGAAUAUGAAAAUGAAUAGUAUUAGCAUUCCUAUAUCAAGUAAACGAAGAAAUGAAAAUCAGCCACCACAAAUAACUUCCGCGUUAAAUUAACCACAAUUAGCAGCUUAACAAGAACAACAAUCAUCCUGGGAUCACAGAGAUUAGCAAUUUUAUAUGCGUUUCCUGCAUUUAAUUAAUCAGCUGAGAGAGAGAGGCAUUGAUUUUCGUAUAUAUUUUAAACGCGCGGAAGGCAACAUAUUGAAGCAAAACCCACGUCAGGAUCUUGUUAUUUAAUUCCCCAAAUACUGUAGAAGUUUCUUGAAACGGAAGAAGGAGUCGUUUAUAAUAAUCAAAGGGAAUGGCGAGCAGUGAAGAAAUCAUGGAGGUCGAAGAUUCCAACGGAGAUUCAUACCGUAAUAAGGUUAAACAACGGUUGAAAGAUCGAUCAAAGAAAGUUGCUCAAACAAAGGAGAUGAUAUCGAAGCAAGCAGUUCAGACGAAGGAGAUCUUGUCGAAGCAAGCUGUUAAGAUCGCUAAACAGGCUGAAGAGCAUGAAAGCUUCAUCAAUAAGGUGACGCACUUGCUUGGUGUUCUUGGCUUCGGAGGCUUCUGCUUCAUCUUGGGUGCAAGGCCACAGGAUGUUCGAUAUCUGUAUUGUUUGUUCUAUGUGAUUUUUGUCCCACUUCGAUGGAUUUAUUACAGAUACAAGAAAUGGCACUAUUAUCUUCUUGAUUUUUGCUAUUAUGCCAAUACAAUAUUCCUGAUCAUGCUUCUAUUUUAUCCCAGAAAUGAGAAACUUUUCAUGGUUUGCUUCUCAUUUGCAGAGGGGCCGUUGGCAUGGGCACUAAUCGUUUGGCGUUGUAGCUUAGUUUUCAAUUCCAUGGACAAGAUUGUAAGCGUAUUUAUACAUAUCUUGCCCGGGCUGGUUUUCUUCACGAUCCGAUGGUGGGACCCAGUGUUCUUUGAAGCGAUGCAUCCAGAGGGGAAUGCUCGUAUAGGAUCGUGGCCCUAUGCAGAGACUAAAUCAUACCUGUGGACAUGGCUUUUCAUUGUUCCUUUAGUAGCUUAUGUUAUCUGGCAGCUUCUUUAUUUUCUGAUCGUGAAUGUACUACGCGGACAGAGACUGCUGCGAGAUCCAGAAGUGAUGACCUCUUACAGGGAACUGUCGAAAAAAGCACAGAAAGCAAACAACCUGUGGUGGCGCUUGAGCGGAUUGCUGGGAGAUCAGAACCGGAUGUUUAUGUACAUUCUGCUUCAGGCAGUGUUCACCGUGGCCACAACAGCGCUUACUGUCCCGAUAUUCCUAUCGUAUGAACUACACGUGACGUUCCAACUGCUCAAGGUAUCAGCAGCCGUAUGGAAUGGAGGUAACUUUCUUCUAGAAGUGAUGCCGAGGCAGGUGAUUCUCAAGCAGCAAAAGAAGAUAGAAACGCGGCCUAUAGUGCUCGAAGCUCCGAUCGACUCUUCGGAGGCAACAGAAUCUCAGUAGCAGUGUACAAUUUAAGUCUUUGUAAAACUGGUCGUGUGGUGUACUAUGUGAUCAGAAAUUUGUUUCAUUUCUAUAGAAUUUUCCUUCUUGUUUACUUUGGUAACCUUUUUUUUUGUUUUAUCUAAUCAUAUAGAUUUGGUCUAAUAUGUAGCUUAGGAGGAAAAGAUUGAACAAAAUUAUGCUCUCUUUUCUGGUUUGUUGUAGAAUUACUGAAAUUUUUUGUAGUUGGAAUUGCCAGUGUUGCUUGUUUU
This is a messenger RNA of Salvia miltiorrhiza (redroot sage), 1807 nucleotides long. RefSeq names its product glycerophosphocholine acyltransferase 1-like. The transcript has 8 exons. Gene Ontology annotation, biological process: phosphatidylcholine biosynthetic process. The coding region runs from base 426 to 1556 and encodes 376 amino acids. The record is from RefSeq and is a predicted model, not a curated record. Lineage: Eukaryota; Viridiplantae; Streptophyta; Magnoliopsida; Lamiales; Lamiaceae.